GUAGUGUAAUUUAACAUGCCGUAAAAAAUACGUGUAAUUUAAAAGCAAACAGCCACCUUGGAUAAAAGGUUCUCAAGAAUUUUGUUAUUUGUGCGAUUUUCAGACAUUUUCCGAGGAAUUUUCACUGCAAAAGAGCCCCAUUGGCAGGUUUGAGUGCAUUGCAAGUGCUUCCUGUGCAUGCAGUAGACGUUUAUGUGGCAAGGAAGAGGCAGAGAAUCAAAUGGAAUUGACACUGUGAAUGAUGAACAAAACGAAAAAUCAACUGGAACGAUUGAGCAAUGCGGAAGUGGGGCGAUUGCUUGUGCAGUAUGGCUUUCCCAAUCAACCCGUGACGGCGACAACGCGAAAGGUACUCAUUGCGCGCCUCCGGACGCGUAUGGAGCAAGAUCAAAAGUUGCGCAGGGACACGUCGUAUGUGACGAGAUACUCAUCCGGGGAGGAAUCAGACAUUGAUACGGGACACGGCCGCGCCAGGUCAACACCACAGUUCAGCACAAUGCCCCCACCGGCAGCUAGGAAGCGUCAGAGUGCAUAUCCCACGGUUAAGGUGCCCAUUCAGCCACGGAAUUCGGUAUUUGUGCCGCCACCUAUUGUGGCAACGGACACUGAUGAGGAUUCAGACAUCCACCUGCCGCCUGAUUACAAGCACAACUCAUACGCCAGUAGUCGCCUGUCGGGCUUCUCCUUCCGGAAGCGCUACACGCCACAGGCGGAUACACCCGAUUCAUCGUACUUAGAUGUUGGUGGUGCGGCACGGCUGUCCGGCACCAAUACCUCGAUGUCGUCGAAUGGGCACAACUCAGCCGAGGAGUCACCGUAUCUCAGUGAGUUCACAAAGAGACUCCUUCGGUUACGCGGAGAAACUGUGAGUCAGGAGGCAGCUGCCACGAGGAGGAUCAGCAACAGAUAUUUUGGUAGCCCAAUGCCAGAAAUGAAUUCCUCCACAUCGACAAUCGAUAGCAUUGUGCACCAUGCACCGGAAACACCCACACAUCCUCGUUCCCCUGGGGCUCCGCAGCAGCCACAGAGUGUCCAGACUGCCCUGUCGAAUCUUAUGAGUCGCUUGGAUGAGCAGUAUGGCUUCAAGCAGACUCUCGUGCCAUGCCUCCUUGUCACUGCAUUCAUUGUCUUCAUCACGUUCAUUGUGUUUGCCUAUUUGACUAUUAGUCCCGACCUGGGGGCUACGCUAUCUGCUGAUACGGCCACCGUGGAUAUUUGUGAGGAUGCCGUGGCUGAAUCACGAUCCGGAUUGACGUGUAUUGGACGUGAUGAAGUGGAGCCGGCGCUGGAGAUGCUGAAAGCAAUUGCACCUGAACUGCAGGCCCGAGUGGAGGCGAGUAGGUGUCGGGAUCCCGAACGGGGGUUCACCAUGACGGCCACUGAGGUGAUUCAGGUGGUGUCACGAACAAAUCCCGGUGUGAGUGUAUCACGAAUUGUGCAGCAAAUGCACAAUAUGGAGUACCUGAUUGAGAGGAAUCCACAGUGGCGUGUGAAUCACGUCAAUAGGGACGGUGAUGCCCUGACAUUCAACGAAGUCGUCCAACUACGUGAAUCCCGUGGCAAUUGCUUUGGUAUCCUCAAUCCACGUUUACCGCUGAGUUGUCUGCUGCGGAGCAAAAUGCAGAAGUUCUUCCUCAUUGUGGGCACUGCGGCACUCUUGGGGGCAAUUUUCUACCUUGCGAAUCUCUUCCGGAAGUUUGUGAUUCACGUCAAGAGGAUGCGACAGGCAAAAACGGAUCGUAUUAUUGGGGAUAUCAUUAAUAUUCUCAUGGAACAGGCAUCCAAUGAGGCCGGUGGGUUUGUUGUUGUGAAUCAUUUGCGUGACAAAAUUAUCCCAAUUGCCCAGCGGAGGGAGCUGGAGGCAGCCUGGCAGGAGGCUAUUGAGUUUCUGGAGAAGAAUGAGAGUAGGGUGCAGUUUGAGAUUAUGUCACGCAACGGGGAGGAUUGCCGGAUGAUUAAGUGGAUUGAUAGCGUAACACCGGGGAUGCAUCACAGAAAUUCAGCAGCAGCUGGGGGGAGUACGGUGAAGAAGUGGCAGAGUCCGGCAUUCGAUAAGAGCAACAAGAUCAAGGAUCCACCGACGGCUUGCCUGAAAAUUCGGCAAAUGUUUGAGAAGUUCGAGGCAAACAAUCCCAAUCUCAAGACCAUCAUAACGGAUGCAAUUCUCGAGAAGGUGGGUCCCAAAUGCAAAAUUCUCGAUGUGCAACUGGAGAAGACAGCGUGCUGCGUGUACGUGCGCUGUGCCACACCCAAGGAUGCGGGGAUUGUGCAUGAUGAGAUCAAUGGUUGGUGGUUUGACAAUCGCCUUGUUUCCAUUAAAUUCCUGCGGCUCGAAAGGUACCAGAGUCGCUUUCCGAAAUCCACCGCAAGUGCGGCCCCCUUGAGGCCGUCAAAUUCAAAAAAUCUCUCCAUGAGUCAGUUCCUGACUGAGCCGCCGGACACCACCUUCCACGAUGACGACGAUGAGGACUAGAAAGAGGCGCGGACCACAAAAACCCGGUAUCAUAUUUUCUUUACAUCCAUAUCACACAUUUUUCGUAAAAUUUAUCAUUCAAAAUUACGCGCGAUCCCCUUUCAUGAGUUUUUUCCACCCCCGCCUCUCAUCUAACAUCAAGUUUUGCCCCAUUUCUUGGGGGCUAAUAAGUAGCAUUUACAACGGGAGCGGGGAUUCAAUCACAUUGUGGUUUCCGGAAACGCAGAAAGAAAAACUUUAAACUCUUCCCCCCACCCUCCCUGAGAGAGGAUUCAAGAAAUAUUUAAAAAAAGAAAAAUUGUGCAAAUUUAGGGGAUUUUCUAGUUGGUAAAAAAUGUUUUGUUCUUCUUCCCACUUUUAUCUGAAUGAAUAAAAAAAAAACUCUAUUUCUGUUUAAAAAUCAUCCCCCACAUUGAAUUUUUGACGAUGAAAAGAAGAACUUUUAGAGAUAAUAAAAACAUUAUAAGUUAGAGAUGGAUUAUUAAAAAAAAAGAAAGAAAAUUAAUUCUUAACUCUGUUGCUGCGAGGAACUUUUGAAGAUUUUUAAAUAAAAUUUUUUCAAUAACACCAA
Messenger RNA from Lutzomyia longipalpis, 3044 nucleotides. It is a transcript of the gene MAN1, whose product is annotated as inner nuclear membrane protein Man1. NCBI's taxonomy places the organism in Eukaryota, Metazoa, Arthropoda, Insecta, Diptera, Psychodidae. The transcript has 4 exons. Gene Ontology annotation, cellular component: nuclear inner membrane. The record is from RefSeq and is a predicted model, not a curated record. Gene Ontology annotation, molecular function: chromatin DNA binding. Gene Ontology annotation, biological process: nuclear envelope organization; negative regulation of BMP signaling pathway. Bases 239 to 2473 code for a protein of 744 amino acids.